AUGGAGAUUGUAGCUGGCGAUGCCGCCAUUCUCUAUACGGGGCCGCAAAUUUUAAUACGCUGCAAGAUUCCGGAAGCCGAAGGUGAAAUCCCUGUAAAGCAACAAGCGGCUAAUGUGAAAGACAAGCGCGUUUUGCAUCGUAAGGGUGGAAUCUUUGACCUUCGCAAGGUAUUAGGGAAACAAUAUGGCCAGAAGUUUUUUUGGGAUUCUGUUGCUGAUAGGUGGUCCGUCCUUCUGCAACCCACCUGCGAGCUGAUUACUCGUACAGUAACUCACCGCACGCAAAUAUUGUACCGUGCUGACAUAUCCCUCGCUGUUAUGCUUUUAGACCUUUACCCUGGUAAACGUGUACUGGAAUGCGGCACCGGAUCUGGAUCCCUAAGUUACACUCUGGCCACUACUGUAGCACCGACUGGUCACGUCUUUACUUUCGAUUUCCACAACCAGCGCAAACAAUAUGCGGAAGAUUUCUUCGCCGAGGUCGAGCUGACGAAUUAUAUAACUGCUUAUGACCGCGACGCAUAUUCCACAGGGGCGUUUCUCGUGGAUGGCGCAGUAUGGGAAUCAUCUAUAGAUUCCGUCUUUUUCGAUCUUCCCUCACCCUGGGAUGCCUUAGACAACGCCAAGACCGUCCUGAAAAAUUUCGGGAAGCUUGUCACAUUUUCACCAACUGUGGAACAAUCCCAGAGAAUGUCGAAAGCUUUGUCUGAUUCUGGCUUCAUCGAAAUAAAGACAUUUGAGAUACUUUGCAAGCCAUGGGGUAUAGGAUUCGAUGAAACAGAUGACACACAGUUCGCGUGCUACCAGCUUUCUCAGCUAAGCCACACUGGCUACCUCACCGUGUCGACGUUGCUAAAGUGUUAG
This is a messenger RNA of Babesia sp. Xinjiang, 864 nucleotides long. RefSeq names its product tRNA (adenine(58)-N(1))-methyltransferase catalytic subunit TRMT61A. The transcript has 6 exons. The record is from RefSeq and is a predicted model, not a curated record. The coding region runs from base 1 to 864 and encodes 287 amino acids. Gene Ontology annotation, cellular component: tRNA (m1A) methyltransferase complex; nucleus. NCBI's taxonomy places the organism in Eukaryota, Apicomplexa, Aconoidasida, Piroplasmida, Babesiidae. Gene Ontology annotation, biological process: tRNA methylation.